AUGCGCGUUUCCGUAAUUUCUAUCGCUGCUGCUGUCAUCUGUUUAUUAGCAAGUAGUGCUAAUGAUGUUCAAGCCAUUUCUCAAUCGGCUGCUGGUACCGUUCCUGCUCCUACCCAAAGUCAAGGUCAACAUGCUGCCAACGAUACAGAUCCAUCGACCACCACUCCUGCCCAAGAUCAAGGACGAAACAAACAAGAAGAGCAGCCUGUCGAUAUCAGUUCUGAGUGGAUGUCCCCUGAAGAACUUGCUGAAAUACAACAACUAAAGCAACAAAAAAGCCAACCUGCUUCUGGUUCACAAUGGAUGACCUCUGAAGAUCUUGCCAAAGCUCAAAGUCAAGGCCAGGGGCAAAGCCAAGAUCAAGGUCAAAGCAAAGGUCAGGGUCAAGAAGCAUCCAACAGCCAACAAAAACGAAGCCAACAACAACCUGCAGAAAGCAAUAGUAAAACUCCUGCCAACCCCGAGCAAAACUUUCUUUCUGCGGUAACUAAAAAUGUGCCGGUUAGCAAACUUACUGCCCUUAGUCAAGCUGCACCACUGGCAAAGCGUCAGAUACCGGAUCAGGGCCAAGGUCAAAAUCAAGAUCAAAGUCAAAGUCAAGGUGAAGGUCAAGUUCAAGUUCAAGGUCAAGGUCAAGGUCAAGGCCAGGGUCAAGAAGCAUCCCAAGGUCACGGAAAAGAAAGCCAACAACAACCUGCGGAAAGCCAUAGUAAACCUCCCGCCAAUCCAAAGCAGGACUUAUUUGCCAUGUUAGCUAAACAUCUGCCGGUUAGUAAACUUGCUGCCCUUACUCAAGCUGCACCACUGGCAAAGCGUCAAAUGCCAGAUCAAGGCCAAGGUCAAGGUCAAGGCUUAGAUCAGAGUCAAGCUCAAAGUCAAGCUCAAAGUCAAGCUCAAAGUCAAGCUCAAAGUCAAGCUCAAGGCCAGGGUCAAGAAGCAUCCCAAGGUCACGGAAAAGAAGCGUCCCAAGGUCAAGGAAAAGAAAGUCAACAACAACCUGCGAAAAGCAAUAGUAAACCUCCCGCCAAACCAGAACAAGACUUAUUCGCUAUGCUAGCUAAACAUCUGCCUAUUAGCAAACUUGCUGCCCUUACUCAAGCUGCACCACUGGCAAAGCGUCGAAUGCGUAAGCGAGGAUCAGAAGUUGAUGCCGACGAGGUUGAUUUAAAGCAGCUUCCAAAGCUUUGUGCCGCAUAUUGGAAACAACAAGAAGAUGAUGCGCAAGCCGUUAACGCCAAAGUCCCUGAGUAUGCUGGUGCCUGUGAUCAAAUUGCUAACUCUUGGAAAGCUUACUACAACCGAAAACAGCAAGAGUUAGAACGACAGCAGCAAGAGUUAGAACGACAAAAGCAACAGAAAGAAUUGCAACAACAAAUAAAGGAGCUGCAGCAGCAGUUGCAACAACAACAAGAGCUACAACAGCAACAUCAACAGCAACAGCAGCAGCAGCAGCAGACACAACAGCAACAGCCACAACAACCCCAGCAACAGCAAUCUCAACAACCUCAGCAACAGUCAUCCAAUCCAAACAACUAUUAUACUUCUUCUCUUCAGCAUUCCUAA
Zychaea mexicana is the source of this 1563-nucleotide messenger RNA. RefSeq lists its product as uncharacterized. The record is from RefSeq and is a predicted model, not a curated record. Lineage: Eukaryota; Fungi; Mucoromycota; Mucoromycetes; Mucorales; Lichtheimiaceae. The transcript has a single exon. The coding region runs from base 1 to 1563 and encodes 520 amino acids.